AUGAUCCAAGGCUGGAAGGCCGAUGGGAACCUGGCGGAGGCAGCAAACCUGCCGCCCUUGACGGAGGCGCAGAAGAACAAGCUGCGGCACCUCUCGGUGGUCACCCUGGCCGCCAAGAUCAAGUGCAUCCCCUACGCCGUGCUGCUGGAGCAGCUGCAGCUGAAGAACGUGCGGCAGCUGGAGGACCUCGUCAUCGAGGCCGUGUACGCCGACGUGCUGCGCGGGAGCCUGGACCAGCGGAACCAGCGCCUGGAGGUGGAUUACAGCAUUGGGAGGGACAUCCGGCGGGAGGAGCUAAGCACCAUCACCCGCACCUUGCAGGAGUGGUGCCAGGGUUGUGAAGUUGUCUUGUCAGGCAUUGAGGAACAGGUUAGCCGAGCCAACCAGCACAAAGAGCAACAGCUGGCGCUUAAGCAGCAGAUAGAGAGUGAGGUGGCAAAUCUGAAGAAGACAAUUAAAGUGACAACAGCAGCUGCUGCAGCAGCCACAUCCCAAGACCCAGAACAGCACCUAACAGAGCUCAGGGAGCCAGCCCCUGGCACCAACCAGCGCCAAGCUAGCAAGAAAACCUCCAAAGCCAAAGGGCUCCGGGGCAGCGCGAAGAUUUGGUCUAAAUCAAACUAGUUGAAUCUUCCUUCGCAACUGGGAGGGUGAGAGGUGAAGUAUAAAGAGCUAUAGAACUGUUGGUCACCCCAGCACCAGGUGGGCGUCGCAGAAGCUUGGAAGGAGGAUGCUGGUGCUCUGCAGUCGUUUGGCUCUGCCAGACCGCUGGGACGCUUUGCCCUGCGAUACAGCUGCCAGCUUUGACCGUUUUAUCUUCGUUUUGCUGGGCGGGAGGGUAGUUUUUGAAGGGAUUCUUUUAAAAAAUAUAUAAAUAUAUUAUAAAUAUCUAUAMACCAAUAAAAAUAUAGAUCUAUGGACAUAUCUAUACAAACUUGUGUUUUUGCAGUGGUAUUUCAUUAUUCCUCGUGCAUCCUCAUUCUGGAGGUAUCAGAAYAAUUUGUCACGCUGAAAGCCUCUCUUCCAUCAAUGUGAAGAAUGCCCUCAAAAUACUUCCUGCACAAAAGAGAAGGGCUGCAGCAGCUCUAUUGGGAUGAAGGUCCACAAAGCAGGGAUGAAUUGUAGCUCCUAUGUSAAGUGUUUCCAUUUAGGAUCUAUAACUGCUGUUGGUCUGGAGCAAAUCAAAGACUUUGGCCUUCCAGUCCUUCUGAGCUUUGAGUUCAGCUGUGUUGAAUGGAGAUGUCCUGCUGUGUGAUUUCCUUUGAAUUAUCARUGAAGAAUUUUGA
Messenger RNA from Nothoprocta perdicaria, 1286 nucleotides. It is a transcript of the gene COPS7A, whose product is annotated as COP9 signalosome subunit 7A. The transcript has 8 exons. The coding region runs from base 1 to 624 and encodes 207 amino acids. The record is from RefSeq and is a predicted model, not a curated record. Lineage: Eukaryota; Metazoa; Chordata; Aves; Tinamiformes; Tinamidae. Gene Ontology annotation, biological process: COP9 signalosome assembly. Gene Ontology annotation, cellular component: COP9 signalosome.